AUGCCGGUUGCCGAGAGAGCCUUGAAGACCCUGAAGUGUGUCAACCCUCGAGGAGACGAAGUCGAUGUCCUUCUUCUCAAGUGGCCCGCAGACAGCGAUGCGUGGGCGAUCUGCUUGCCUUGUCGAGUCAGCAGCACAGGAAUUAUCCUGGCUGUGCCGGGAGAUGCCAUUCCAGAGGAGGAUCUGGAAAGGGGCCAACAGGCCGCAGCCGACGACCUGAUGGGCCCAAAUGCUCAGGUUACAGUCAGUCUGCAGGAAAACUCCGAUCAGAUCAUCGAGGUGCAGUUGGUAGAGUUCACUCUGGAUGUCAGACACAGCCUGGAAAGAAGGGCGCCUCGCAGCCGUCGCCAGCACAAAAGGUUUGCGGACAGCCAGGACCUCCCCAACUUUGCGGAGCUCGACGAUGCGGUGGAAGGCUGGGUAAUGAGCGGGUCACUUCGAGACACGGGAUGGCAAACCGCCCAAGAAGCUCCAGUGCCGGAGCCUCAGGGCUUAGACCAAGUGCUCACUGCUUUGGCAAAACUGGAAAGCCGCAUGGACCAGCUGCAGAGAAAAGUAGACAGCAAACCUUCCAAUCUUCACCAAAGCACAGUUGCAAAGGACAAGCCUGGGAAGAAGGUGGUCGAAAAGUCAGAAGAAAAAGAUUGGGCCGACAUUUUGAAGGCUUUGAAAGAAGAGGUUGGGCCUCGUCCCAGCAAAGUCUUAGACGAACCUGCAGCUCGCGCCACAGCGCAGGAGCUAGUCAGCUUGGUGGAAGAAGAGAUGGCUGCGUCGUCUUCAACGCCUUCUGUGGACGACAUGAUGAAGCUCAGUAUGUUGAAGCUACUCAAGGACCUUCAGGGAAAGACAAGCAAGAAGAGCAAAAAGUUGCCGGGCUUGAUAGGGGGCAUCGGCAGUUCCUCAGAAGAAGAAGGAGGAGAGACUUGGUCCUCCACCAGCCGAGGAGGCAAAGCCAUCGAGGCGGUGGAAAAGCUUCGAGCGGCCAUGAAGCAAAACCCUGGAGCCUAUUUGGAGAGAAUGGAGAUGCGAAUGCAGCGUGCUGUAGGAGCAGAGGAGAUGGGUCCCACCAUCCCCGAAAAGUUCACCCAGUCAGUCCCGGUUGGGCGAUCUCGAACUGCCGGGUAUGCUCUGACAGGCUUUGCGACCAUUCACAAGCUGAUGUUGGAAGGAAAGGCUCGACAAGCCCGCCUUCACACUGUACGCAUGAUGGCAGCCAUGGAACAGUUUUUGUUGGACGAAAGCUGGGGAGUGGCAAGCCGCCUGACAGGUGUGGAAGAGCCGCCGUGGGCCCAUUGGGCCAGUCAAGACCUUCCCUCAAUCCGAAAGCAGUACAUCUACACGCGACUGAUGGACGCGACAUGGAUUGGAGCGAUCAUCAACGAGCUGAAGGAAGAAGAAUGGACGAUCCCGGAGAAGGGCAGCCAGGUGUCAAACUUUGACCCAAGGCCUUAUUUGUCAGAAAAGUUUCGGGAGAUUUAUGAGAACCCCGAUGUGAUCCUCAAAGUGGAAGGCAUCGCAGGGCUCAUUGGACCAGCCCGGAACAAACUGCUCAAGCUGGCUCAACUUUCGGUCUUGAUGACUGAAGCGGGGCCAGUGGAUGAAAAAAUGAUUGAGGUGGGGGAAAUGGUGUCGGAAGAGGUCUGGCGUCGAGGAGACAAGGUUUGCUUUGUGCGGGGGAUGGAGAUCGGAACACUUCUCAUUUUUGUCAACGCGUUGACUCAACUUUGGCCCCGCGCCAACGGCGGAAGCGGAAAGGAGGCUUUGAUUCAGCUAGAUGAGUUGCAGGGCUUGCCACGGGCCUACAACCGCUGGUUUCUUCUGGCUGGUUCUUUGUUGUUGCGGAAUGGUGAGCGGAGCUCCCAGACCUCCUCAGAUGCAGGUCGUGUGACGGCCCGUACUCAGAGCAUCCGACAGGACCUGCUUACCAAACUGGAGGUUUGGUUGGCAACUCAACUGCCCGAGGUUACUUUGGAGGAUUUGGCUCGGCAUCACAUCGAUGUUUUGUCCGAGUGGCUCGAAGAAUAUAUGGUCACCUUAUAUCUGGAUGGUCAGAGCCGCAGGUCAGCAGCCGAGACUCUGAAUGUGGUGGUCCAAAAGUUUGGUUGGCUCAGAUCCUCUCUUGCCGCGCCUUGGAGCGUACUCAAGACAUGGGACAUGUUGGAGCCAGUCACUCAUCACCCGCCUAUGCCGGUGCAAGUGCUCUAUGCUCUUGCGGGUACUGCCAUGGCAUGGCAGUGGCCGCACUUUGCGGCGUUGCUGGUACUGGGCUUUUUUGGAUUAUUGAGACCCUCAGAGCUUAUAGGUUUGCGACGACAAGAUCUGUCUCUCCCGCAAGACCAUUGGGGCGACAAUGUGAUCUACAUUCGAGUUUCCCAGCCGAAAACUCGUUUUCGGGCAGCUGCGGCGCAACAUGUGCGCCUCGACGAGGCCGGCAUCGCCGGCUGGGUGCAGACGAUCUUCGGCUCGAUGCCGAUGUGGCGGAAGCUUUGGUGCGGCUCUGUGGCUUCUUUCAAAACCAGGCUGGACUUGGUGCAGCGUGAAGUGCUGACUACGGUCGCGUUUUUGCCAAGCUCACUGAGGCCCGGUGGCGCCACCUACCUGUUUCGUCUGUGGUCAGAAGACCUGAUUCGUGUUCAGUGGCGAGGUCGCUGGAAAUCCUUUCGUAUGCUCGAGACUUAUGUACAGGAAUUAGGUGCUGCUGAGAUCUGGAUUCGUUUUCCUGUAAAAACACGAAAUCGCGUCAAGGCGGGACGGACGAAGCCAGCGAUGGACGGAUUGGUGAUGGAUGAGGACACUUCUUUCAGUUGUUAUUUCUGGUCCGAGAAAGAAGGGACGGACGCUCAUGAGCAUGACGCCUAG
This is a messenger RNA of Durusdinium trenchii, 2859 nucleotides long. The record is from the annotation of a GenBank genome assembly. Lineage: Eukaryota; Dinophyceae; Suessiales; Symbiodiniaceae.